Molecule: messenger RNA, 559 nt
Organism: Daphnia carinata
Lineage: Eukaryota; Metazoa; Arthropoda; Branchiopoda; Diplostraca; Daphniidae
Product: UPF0389 protein CG9231-like
Exons: 3
Coding region: 14-448 (144 amino acids)
Source: RefSeq, a predicted model, not a curated record
AAACAACGUCAAUAUGUCAAUGUUGAACAAAUUUCGUACGUCUCAAGUAAUGUGCAAGUUGAAUAAAUGUACAAGGCGUGGAAUGGCUGAAUUGAAACCUGAUGCUAGUAUUAAACCUCAUACUGAAGCCGCAUACACGUCCCCUAAUUCAACACUAGGAGAUGUUCACAGGGUUAGUAAUGUGGAGAGGUAUUUCCUGGUUUGGACAAAAAAGUUUAAAUCAGUGAAAGAUGUUCCUGGCUAUGUAUCGAGAGACAUGAUGGAAAAGGCUAGAAACAUUAUGAGGAUAAGAGUAAACCUAUCUAUCAUAGCCAUCUGCUUGGUUGGAGCAUUACUGGCAGCUCAAAGUGGGAAAAAAGCUGCCGGGAGAGGAGAAACCCUCACUAAGAAUAACCUUCAGUGGCAUAAAGAUUACAAUGAUUCCCAAAAUGCACAGCCACCCAAGUGAAAAAAGUAAAUAUGAAAUUCAAGUGAUAAUCCUAUAAUCACUCAGCUGGAAUCUAUCGUUGCAUGAACAAUUAGACAAUAAAAAUGGAAAUAUAUCAAAUGUCUUAACUAA